This is a messenger RNA of Melampsora larici-populina 98AG31, 930 nucleotides long. RefSeq lists its product as uncharacterized. The record is from RefSeq and is a predicted model, not a curated record. The transcript has a single exon. The coding region runs from base 1 to 930 and encodes 309 amino acids. Lineage: Eukaryota; Fungi; Basidiomycota; Pucciniomycetes; Pucciniales; Melampsoraceae.
AUGACACCAAAACAUUCCAAGCCGGUCUCUCAGCCUUCAGAAAACGACAUGGAUAAUGUAAUCAAUCCCCAUCUGGACGAUAACAAAGGUUUAAUUCAUUCAAUGAACAAAGGUCCAACCAACAACACUGCCAAUCCAACCCCUUUCCCUUCUGUACACAACAGUCCCAAGGAUACCUACAACCGAUUACUCUCUCCCUUGACUUCAGAGCUUGAUCAAAUCAUCAAUGAUUUUGCUUCACAUCACACUUCUCCAAUUGCUUCACAUCACGCUUCUCCUAUUGCUUCAAUCCCGUCUUCUCACCACUCCGAUGAUUUCCAUCCUCUAUCUGAUACUCGCUCUCCAUCACCACUUCCUCCAGAGAAAAAAAACAUUCCAUCAAUUAAGCAGGCUGUUAAGGCAACUAAGAAAUGUAAGGCAUGCACUGAUGCCAUUGCUAAUCGACCAAUGAAACCAUUGGCUCCUAUUGAUGAUAGCCGACCUCGACGUAAGAAUCCAGCUGCUACUAUCAUUGGUAAUCGAGAUGAAGAACGAUUUUCAUUUUUAGAUCGCAAAGCUGAAGCCCGGGAGAAACGUGAAUCAAGCAGGCUUGAUGUCAAAGAGGCGCGUGAAUUAAAAAAGGACAAAGCUGAAAACUCUUUGGGUGAAAAAAAUUUGAUCUGGGAGAAAGAAAAAUUCAAAAGCAAAGCUCUUUCAUUACAAUUACAUCAAACAUCAAAAGCUACAAUGGAAGCUGAAAAGGCCGAUAAAGAUAUAGCAUGGCAGCGCGAGAAGUUUACAUUAGAGAAUAAUCUAUUGAUGAAAGCUGAGGAAGCUCGUGUAGAAACAGAAAGAAUCAAGAUUCGUCAAGAGGUUAUGGAAUCAUGUCAUGAAAAGAAUAUGUCUCCUGCUGCUAUCAAAGACUACUUGGAUCUCAUGUUUGCUAAGUAA